Otolemur garnettii (small-eared galago) is the source of this 2024-nucleotide messenger RNA. RefSeq names its product polyadenylate-binding protein 1-like. The record is from RefSeq and is a predicted model, not a curated record. Gene Ontology annotation, cellular component: cytoplasmic stress granule; cytosol; nucleus. Gene Ontology annotation, molecular function: mRNA 3'-UTR binding; poly(A) binding; poly(U) RNA binding. NCBI's taxonomy places the organism in Eukaryota, Metazoa, Chordata, Mammalia, Primates, Galagidae.
AUGAACCCCAGCGCCCCCAGCUACUCCAUGGCCUCGCUCGACGUGGGGGACCUACACCCCGACGUGAGAGAGCAGUUCAGCCUGGCCGGGCCCAUCGUCUCCAUCCAGGUCUGCAGGGAUAUGAUCACCCACCGCCCCUUGGGCUACACGUAUGUGAACUUCCAGCAGCCGGCUGACGCGGAGCGUGCUUUGGACACCAUGAAUUUUGAUGUUAUUAAGGGCAAGCCAGUUCGUAUCAUGUGGUCUCAGCGUGAUCCAUCACUUCGCAAAAGUGGAGUAGGUAACAUAUUCAUUAAAAAUUUGGACAAAUCCAUCAAUAAUAAAGCACUGUAUGAUACAUUUUCUGCUUUUGGUAACAUCCUUUCAUGUAAGGUGGUUUGGGAUGAAAAUGGUUCCAAGGGCUAUGGAUUUGUACACGUUGAGACACAGGAAGCAGCUGAAAUAGCUAUUGAAAAAAUGAAUGGGAUGCUUCUAAAUGAUCGGAAAGUAUUUGUUGGACGAUUUAAGUCUCGUAAAGAAAGAGAAGCAGAACUUGGAGCUAGGGCAAAAGAAUUCACCAAUAUUUACAUCAAGAAUUUUGGAGAAGACAUGGAUGAUGAGCACCUUAAGGAUCUCUUUGGCAAGUUUGGACCUGCCUUAAGUGUGAAAGUAAUGACUGAUGAAACUGGAAAAUACAAAGGAUUUGGAUUUGUAAGCUUUGAAAGGCAUGAAGAUGCACAGAAAGCUGUGGAUGAGAUGAAUGGAAAAGAGCUCAAUGGAAAACAAAUAUAUGUUGGUCGAGCUCAGAAAAAAGUGGAACGGCAGACAGAACUUAAGCGCAAAUUUGAACAGAUGAAGCAAGAUAGGAUCACCAGAUACCAGGGUGUUAACCUUUAUGUGAAAAAUCUUGAUGAUGGUAUUGAUGAUGAACAUCUCCGGAAAGAGUUUUCUCCAUUUGGUACAAUCACUAGUGCAAAGGUUAUGAUGGAGGGUGGUCGCAGCAAAGGUUUUGGUUUUGUAUGUUUCUCCUCCCUGGAAGAAGCCACUAAAGCAGUUACGGAAACGAAUGGUAGAAUUGUGGCCACCAAGCCAUUGCAUGUAGCUUUAGCACAAUGCAAAGAACACCAGGCUCACCUCACUAACCAGUAUGUGCAGAGAAUGGCAAGUGUACAAGCUGUGCCCAAUCCUGUAAUCAACCCCUACCAGCCAACACCUCCUUCAGGUUACUUCAUGGCAGCUAUCCCACAGACUCAGAACCAUGCUGCAUACUAUCCUCCUAGCCAAAUUGCUCAACUAAGACCAAGUCCUCCCUGGACUGCUCAGGGUGCCAGACCUCAUCCAUUCCAAAAUACGCCUGGUGCUAUCCACCCAGCCGCUCCUAGACCACCAUUUAGUACUAAGAGACCAGCUUCUUCACAGGUUCCACGAGUCAUGUCAACACAGCGUGUUGCUAACACAUCAACACAGACAAUGGGUCCAUGUCCUGCAGCUGCUGCUGCUUCAGCUACUCCUGCUGUUCACACCAUUCCACAGUACAAAUAUGCUGCGGGAGUCUGCAAUCCUUGGCAACAUCUUAAUGCACAGCCACAAGUUACCAUGCAACAGCCUGCUGUUCAUGUACAAGGUCAGGAACCUUUGACUGCUUCCAUGCUGGCAUCUGCCCCCCCUCAAGAGCAAGAGCAAAAGCAAAUGUUGGGUGAACGGCUGUUUCCUCUUAUUCAAGCCAUGCACCCUACUCUUGCUAGUAAAAUCACUGGUAUGUUGUUGGAGAUUGAUAAUUCAGAACUUCUUCAUAUGCUUGAAUCUCCAGAGUCUCUCCAUUCUGAGGUUGAUGAAGCAGUGGCUGUACUACAAGCCCACCAAGCUAAAGAGGCUGCUCAGAAAGCAGUUAACAGUGCCAUUGGCGUUCCAACUGUUUAAAAUUGAUCAGGGACCAUGAAAAGAAACUUGUGCUUCACCGAAGAAAAAUAUCUAAACCUCAAAAAACUUAAAUAUUAUUGAAAAAAAAUUGCAAAAUAUAAAAUAAACUAAAAAAGGAAAGGAAA